Molecule: messenger RNA, 4071 nt
Organism: Quercus lobata
Lineage: Eukaryota; Viridiplantae; Streptophyta; Magnoliopsida; Fagales; Fagaceae
Product: protein phosphatase 2C and cyclic nucleotide-binding/kinase domain-containing protein
Exons: 15
Coding region: 426-3662 (1078 amino acids)
Biological process (GO): protein phosphorylation
Cellular component (GO): cAMP-dependent protein kinase complex
Molecular function (GO): cAMP-dependent protein kinase activity; ATP binding; cation binding
Source: RefSeq, a predicted model, not a curated record
UUGGUUUCUCGAAAAAAAAAAAAAAAAAACAUUCCGAAAAUUUCUUUUUAAUAAAAAAAAUAAGUUAUUUUAUCUUCUUUGUAACGGUUCCUCCUGUAGUAGUAGAUCAAGAGCGUACUGGGUUUUCAAAUUUGUUCUUACAAAAUCCAAUCUUUCAAAUCUCAAUCGUCUCUCAGUUUUUUCAAAUUCAUGGGUUUCGUUUCUCUUAUCUUUGUUUCAUUUCGUCCUUUUAAAGUACAAGAUAAGAUUUUUUGAGUGAGAAACCAGUGACUGUGAGCAGUAAAAGUGAUCGAGUUUCAUUGGUAUAUUGGCUUUCACAGUAUCAACGAGCCGUUGAAACUUGCAAGCAAAAAACAAAACCUGAACCCCAUGAAUGUUGUGGCAAUUCUGGCAUCUGGGUCAGACUCAAAAUUUGAUUUUGAGUGAUGGGUUGCGUUUAUUCAAGGGUUUGUAUUGGGGAGGUUACAACUCCGAGAAUCAAAGGGACACAGCGAAAUGCGAACACAGCGGCUGAGAUCGGUGUGUUUUCUCCAGCCUCAUCAACGGACGGUCAAGAAGCCGAAAUUAGAGACCAAUUGAACCAAUUGAGCGUCACCAGGGACUCAGAGUUUGGAAUUACAAGGCUCUCGAGGGUUUCCUCUCAGUUUCUACCACCAGAUGGUUCAAGAACCGUGAAAAUUCCCUCUGGAAACUAUGAAUUACGGUACUCGUUCCUGUCUCAAAGAGGGUAUUACCCUGAUGCUCUAGAUAAGGCUAAUCAGGAUAGUUUUGCUAUUCACACCCCAUUUGGUACAAACCCAGAUGACCAUUUCUUUGGGGUUUUUGAUGGUCAUGGUGAAUUUGGAGCACAGUGUUCUCAGUUUGUGAAACGAAAGUUGUGUGAGAAUUUGCUUAGGAAUGAUAAGUUUCUUGCGGAUGCGGUUGAGGCUUGUCACGGUGCCUAUUUAACGACCAAUUCGCAGUUACAUGCUGAUAGUUUGGAUGAUAGUAUGAGUGGAACCACUGCAAUUACUGUAUUGGUUCGUGGUAGGACUAUAUAUGUAGCAAAUUCAGGUGAUUCAAGGGCGGUUAUAGCAGAGCAGAGAGGGAAAGAUGUAGUGGCAGUGGACCUUUCGAUUGAUCAGACCCCAUUUCGGGCUGAUGAGCUCGAAAGAGUUAAGCUUUGGGGAGCUAGAGUACUUACAUUGGAUCAGAUUGAGGGGUUAAAGAACCCAGAUGUGCAGUGUUGGGGAACUGAGGAAGGCGAUGAUGGUGAUCCGCCGAGAUUGUGGGUGCCCAAUGGGAUGUAUCCAGGCACAGCUUUUACAAGGAGUAUUGGUGAUUCGAUUGCUGAGUCAAUUGGGGUUGUUGCUACCCCUGAAAUUGUUGUUUUGGAGCUCACGCCGGAGCAUCCUUUCUUUGUGCUUGCAAGCGAUGGGGUGUUUGAGUUUCUAUCUAGCCAAACCGUGGUUGACAUGGUUGCUAAAUAUAAAGAUCCCCGAGAUGCUUGUGCCGCGAUUGUUGCUGAAUCUUAUAGACUUUGGCUGCAGUAUGAAACUCGUACAGAUGACAUUACUGUGAUCGUUGUGCAUAUUAAUGAGCUAACUGAUAACGCUGUUGGUCAAUCAGCAACUCCUGGUGCUGUUUUGCGACCCCCAGCUCCUCAUGUUAUAGAGGCAACAGGAUCAGAAUCUCCGUCGACUUUUAGCUGGAACUCUAGAAACCAUCGUGCAAGGCAUGAUUUAUCACGGGCACGUCUCCGUGCCAUUGAAAGUUCCCUAGAGAAUGGUCAAGUCUGGAUUCCUCCAUCUCCAGCCCACAGGAAGACUUGGGAAGAAGAAGCACACAUUGAACGGGCACUGCAUGACCAUUUCCUUUUCAGAAAACUUACUGAUACCCAGUGUCAUGUUUUGUUGGAUUGCAUGCAAAGAGUUGAGGUCCAGCCAGGGGAUGUUGUUGUUAAACAGGGUGGUGAAGGUGACUGCUUUUAUGUUGUUGGCAGUGGGGAAUUUGAGGUCUUGGCAACCCAGGAAGAACAAAAUGGAGAGGUCCCUAGGGUUCUGCAGCGCUACACAGCUGAGAAGUUAUCAUCCUUUGGGGAGCUGGCUUUAAUGUAUAACAAACCACUCCAGGCCUCUGUUCGUGCUGUGACAAGUGGAACUCUCUGGGCUUUAAAGAGAGAAGAUUUUCGAGGAAUUUUGAUGUCAGAGUUCUCUAAUUUGUCAUCCUUGAAGUUGCUUCGAUCAGUUGAUUUUCUUUCAAGGUUGACAAUCUUACAGCUGAGUCACAUUGCAGAUUCCCUUUCCGAAGUUUCCUUCUCAGAUGGGCAGACGAUAGUUAACGAAAAUGAAGGUGUCUUUGCAUUGCACAUUAUCCAGAAGGGACAAGUGAGAAUUACUUUUGACGCAGAUUUAUUGAGGAAUCCAAAUGUCUCCAGCCUCAAGUUUGACAUUCUAAAAGAGAAUGAUAAUUCCCAGAACAGUCCAGAGUUCUCAUUGGAGAAAACAGAGGGAAGCUAUUUUGGUGAAUGGGCACUUAUUGGUGAACCUAUAGGUUCCUUGAGAGCAGUCGCAAUGGGUGAUGUUGUAUGUGCUGUUUUAACAAAAGAAAAUUUUGAUUCAGUUGUUGGCCCUUUGACAAAACUUUCUCAGGAUGAUCACAAGUCAAGGGACUACUCCUCAGAUUAUCCCAAGGAAUCUGCCAAAAGUAUUGAUGUUUCAGCUUUUGCCGAAGUUCAGCUCUCUGAUUUGGAUUGGAGGACAUGUUUAUAUUCCACUGAUUGCAGCGAGAUUGGGCAUGUACUUUUAAGAGACUCAGAAAAGCUUCUUAGUUUGAAAAGAUUUUCAAAGCAGAAGGUCAAAAGUCUGGGAAAGGAAGCACAGGUCUUGAAAGAGAAGAAACUGAUGAAGAGUUUGAGUCCUUCAGCUUGCGUGCCACAGGUUCUGUGCACCUGUGCUGAUCAAGCAUAUGCUGGCAUACUACUAAAUGCAUGCCUUGCUUGCCCUUUGGCUUCCAUACUUCGUAUUCCACUCAGUGAACCAUCUGCACAGUUUCUUGCCGCCUCUGUCAUUACAGCGUUAGAAAGUCUACACAAGAAUGGUAUUCUCUACAGAGGCGUGUCCCCUGAUGUUUUAAUGUUGGACCAAACAGGAUAUUUACAGCUGGUGGACUUCAGAUUUGGGAAGAACAUAGAUGACCAGAGAACAUUUACAAUUUGUGGAAUGGCAGAUUCUUUAGCUCCAGAGAUAGUCCAGGGAAAAGGCCAUGGUUUACCUGCUGACUGGUGGGCAUUAGGAGUCUUGAUAUAUUUCAUGUUACAUGGUGAAAAGCCAUUUGGGUCAUGGAGAGAAAGUGAGCUUGAUACAGUCGCUAAGAUUGCCAAAGGGCAGUUAAAUAUUCCAGAGACUUUCAGCCCUGAAGCUGUUGAUCUCCUCACCAAGUUACUUGAAGUUGACGAAAACACGAGACUUGGAAGCCUAGGUCCCGAUUCUGUCAAAUGCCAUCCGUGGUUUUAUGGUAUUGACUGGAAAAGGAUUGCAGAUUGUAGCUUUCCAGUUCCUCAUGAGAUCACCUACCGAAUAACGCAACAUUUGGAAAGUCACUCUGAGGACUGCACUACCCUGAGUUCUUUGGCUCAGGACGUAGAAGAUCUCAACAUUCCUGAAUGGCUUGAUGACUGGUAGAGGAAUGACCAUUUCGGGGUUUCCACUUCUUGAAACUCUUCACUGGUAGGGUGCUAUGCUCUCCAAUGAGAUUUGACUAGUUGCUUAUUUAUACAAUUAGAACCCUGACAGGCAGAAUCAAUGGAGAAUGAGGAUUAAGUUUCAAGCUCAAAUUUGGUUGCAGUCCCAUAUAUAUUUUUCUUGUGGUAAAAUAUCAUAAUUGAUAGAGUUGGAAGAAUAUUUCCUUAAGAGUGCUUGCACUGCAACCCAAUUGUCCAUUUAACCAGUUGGAAGGAGAGGUUAAGGUUAGUGAAUAGAUUUUUUAUUAUUUUAUUAAUUUUUUUAUUUUUGUGAAAUUUCCUUAAUGUAAAUGCAUAUAUUAUAUGUAAAUGAAUGAGGUUUCGUUUUCUUUUUAUAAUGAAAUUCUAGU